AAUAAAGAGUCAUAACUUUGUGAGGUUGAGCUGAUGUUUUAAAACUAGCUGCUAGUAGUUUCGUUAGAAAGGUUGACUCAUAUAUAUAUAUAUAUAUAUAUAUAUAUAUAUAUAUUAUUACUAUUUUAUUUAUAUAUAAUUUGUGUGUUCGCGUGUUCAUUCACAAAGUUCAGGUCAUUUAUCACUUCCGCAGAUGAUGGCUGGACUUUUAUAACGACAGCACGUGAUGUAUUAGUGGUCUAAUAUUUGCAGUUUUGAGCCAUAAAUAAUCUGUUAUUGGUUUUGGAUCAUGUUCUUGGGAUCUGUGUUACUCAGACACCGUGCUGUUCAGAUCAGACAGCAUGUCGGAUCUCUUCCCUGGCUCAUGCAGACAUCUUCCUGUCUUUCCGCUAGAGGGAUCCACGCAGCUGGGAGCAGGAGCUCGUAUGAUGUUCGGAAAGUGGAGCUGACGCCUCUAGAGCAGAGAAAACUGACCUUCGACAGUCAUGCUCUAGUCAAAGAGCUGGAGUCUAACGGGUUUGAAAAAAAGCAGGCAGAGUUGAUCGUCAAUGCUCUGGUGACUCUCACAACAGCAAACAUGGACAUUGUGUACAGGGACAUGGUAACCGGAGCUCAUCAGGAAAUUGCUCUUCAGCAAAUUAUGGCUCAUUUGGAUUCCAUUAGGAAGGACAUGGUUAUUCUGGAGAAAAGUGAAUUUGCCAACCUGAGAUCAGAAAACGCAAAAAUGCAGAUUGAACUUGAACACAUCAAGAACAGACUGCUCGAGGAAAGUCAAAAAAUCAGAGCAGACACAAAGCUGGAUAUUAACCUUGAGCGAAGUCGUGUUACUGACAUGUUUACAGAGCAAGAGAAAAAACUGAUGGAAGUCAACUCUGAAUUUCACAAAAAGAAUGCUGAAAUUGAAACUAGCGCAAUUGAAACUACGAAGAAAAUAGACAUCGAAGUAGCUUCACUGAAAACACUCCUGGAGUCACUAAAGCUUCAGACGAUCCGCUAUCUCGCAGCAUGCAUAUUCUCCUGUUUGGCGGUUGCCCUCAGUGUCUACCGGUUUUGGAAGUAAACAAGUGACUUUGCAUUAAUAAAAAAUGUAACUGUAUUUUCACUCAUUGUAAUCAAAAUCUGUGUUGAAACAUCAGUGUCAAUAACCACUAAAAUAUCUGAGCAGUGUUUUUGAUCCAUAAAACAUUCGGCUUGUUCAUAAAUAUUUUGCCCCACCUAAA
Molecule: messenger RNA, 1220 nt
Organism: Clarias gariepinus (North African catfish)
Lineage: Eukaryota; Metazoa; Chordata; Actinopteri; Siluriformes; Clariidae
Gene: ccdc90b
Product: coiled-coil domain containing 90B
Exons: 9
Coding region: 290-1060 (256 amino acids)
Cellular component (GO): mitochondrion
Source: RefSeq, a predicted model, not a curated record